Messenger RNA from Prorocentrum cordatum, 2597 nucleotides. The record is from the annotation of a GenBank genome assembly. NCBI's taxonomy places the organism in Eukaryota, Dinophyceae, Prorocentrales, Prorocentraceae.
GGUCUGCAAGAGCGCUCAGGAUAGCCUCCCGUAGCCAUUUGGGCUCAAGACGGCUGAACGGCUAUGAACGGCUGAAUUACCAGUUCGAUCAUCCGAAUAUUGAACUAGAAGUAUGUUUAUGUCAUCUUCGUAUCGCUGUGUUGCACCAUGUUGCGCAAAACACGCUGCAGUAUCGCUAUUGCUAUUUUGUCUCCCUACUACUACGUGUGCCGUAGGAGCCGCAAGGGCCAGCCUAGACAGAUUCGAAGUGCGCGAGCGUGCGCGGCACAUCGACGUGGCCAUGCUGCAGGUCUCCAUGAAUGACUUGUCGUAUGACGUGCAGAACGCGACGAAAAAAUCAGACUGGUGGCCUCAUAGUUGGCUGUCUUCACGCCAUCAUCGAGCAGUGAGGCCAUCAUCUAAACCAACACGAGCAGUUGCGACACCAUCGCCGACCACCUGUGUAGAUACAGACAACGGUGCUACGAACAGAAUGGGCCGUUCGUGCGAAGCCUAUACGCACGAACUUGAACAGCCAGUCUCGGGCAUUUGCCUCGACCCUUAUUAUGACGAUGCAGAUUUCUCCUCAGACAUGUGUUGCGCGUGCCCACAGGAGUGCCCCGCACACGACCCUCCUAUCAAUGCAGUAUGUGAGGAUUGGAUCGAGUUUAGGGAGUCGAACGACGAUGGCAAUGGGAGGACAUCUCACUCCAACCUUGCUGGACUGGGUCCUGAUUUUCACAGGCCCAAGGAGCUCAGAUAUUAUGGAGUCGGACAACUCGCAAAUGGGGUUCACAUCGAUGUAGCGUUCGUCAAUGUAUCCGAGUAUACGCCGAAGAAUACGAAUUGGAACAAGAUUGCUGGGUCUCAGGCAACUGUGAACCUGCUCGUUGGGAAAUAUGUAAAUCUCAAGGCAGAGUUUGUGAGAAACCAUACUUUCUGCCCUGAGCAGCCACACCUGCCAAAGAUCACGUUCUGUGACAUUGACCACUACAAGGAUGGGGAGAACGAGGUAUUAUGUCUCGACGGUGUCAGUGCUAUCUACACGGUCGACGGUGACAUCGAUUUUGACUUGGAUUUGUUCGAAUUCAAUACUCUCAGGGAUGGAACCCAGGUCCCAUUGACAUACACAACAUCUUCCAUCCAGACAUCGAUUCCAGGCAGGACUUCCAGGAAGUACGUCUCCAGCUCUGGCGAAAAGUUUGCGAUCCAGGCAACCUCGCGGAUGUUCGGCCACGGCUGCGACAACCCGCAAGACUCAAACCAGCUGACCAACGUCACUUGCCCAGACGCGUCGGCCGCGACCGUGGACCAGGCAAAGCGAUGCUUCAUGGUUGAGUUCUCCAACGUCACCGAGUUCUUCGUCCGGUUCAAGGUUUUGACGGACAUGCCCGACUAUUACAUCCACCCGUUCGGCCGCAAUUUCGCCAUGUCCGGGACUUCCACAUACUUCGCCGACGAGUUGAGCAAGACUUGCUACACGAACACCCCCACCGCGGCUCCGACAUCCACGCCAACAAGUACACCGACGGCGACGCCAACCUCCGCGCCGACGAGCUCGCCUACAGCUGCACCUACUGCGACACCGACUGGCUCUCCGACUCUGGCCCCGACAUCUGCGCCGACUGCUGCUCCGACUGCAGCACCAACGAUGGCACCCACUGGUUCCCCGACAGCGUCGCCGACUGCGGCACCGACAAUGGCACCGACAGCCUCGCCGACAGCUGCACCAACAGCUGCGCCGACAGCCGCCCCGACUGCUGCACCAACAAUGGUGCCAACCGUGUCGCCGACAGCUGCCCCAACUGCUGCGCCGACAGCCAUGCCUACAGCGGCGCCGACAGCUGCACCUACUGCGACACCGACUGCCUCUCCGACUGUGGCGCCGACUGCGUUGCCGCGGGUGAGCGCGUCAGGCGAUCCGCAUUUGGUUAAUGUGCGAGGGCAGCAUUUCGACGUGAUGAAGCCUGGGGCCCACGUUCUCCUCCUCGUACCCUUCAAUACGCGUCCGCUGUUGGCACUUCUUCGCGUGGAAGCCGACGCGCGGCAGGUGGGUGGCGCUUGCGCGGACACAUACUUCAUGAGCGUCAACAUCACUGGGAAAUGGGCGGAGUCCCAAGUACACAUUCACAAGUCAGGCAGUGGUCACGGCCUGAUGUUUAGCGCAGGCACUGGGGCAUCCCACACGGGCACAAAGUGGAUGUCUUUCGGGAAGAUUGAACUGAAGGUGGUCCAUGGCCGCACCGACGAUGGCAUAGCGUACCUUAAUUUUUUCGCUCGCAAUCUGAGGCAAGCAGGAUACCUCAUUGGAGGGCUCCUGGGGGAGGACUAUCACAGCGAAGCUGCCACCCCCACGGGUGAAUGCAGACGCGCUCUUGACGUCUAAUUGGUACUUCCAGUGCACGGUGUUUGGCCGUGACACUAGAAUCAAUUUUCAAUGGGGUCCUCUUGGAGCGCUCUUGUGGCUUCUUUGGGGCCUCUUUGGCCGUCUUGGGGCCAUCCUGGGCGUCUUGGAGCGCUCGUGGGCUGUCUUGGAGGCGUAUUAGACCCUCUUGAGAGCUUUCUGGGGCCCUCUUGGCCCGUCUUGAGGCCCUCUGGCCUUUGUAAAAGUCAUGCGA